Molecule: messenger RNA, 3884 nt
Organism: Pogonomyrmex barbatus (red harvester ant)
Lineage: Eukaryota; Metazoa; Arthropoda; Insecta; Hymenoptera; Formicidae
Source: RefSeq, a predicted model, not a curated record
CGAUAGGAACAGACCUCGAUUCAACAUCAGGCGAGUGCUGCGUGCCCCCAUCAUUGGAACAUUUUGAUUAUCUGUCGUGGUCGUGUUUCUUGCUCGAGGAGUAAAGAGAUAGAAGAUCUGGAAAGAACGAAAAGGUGACAUUUUGGCGGCGAUGCUGGUUCGCGCGCCUUACACCCUCCCCUUACUUUUUGUGGUCUGCUGUUGGUUUAGACAUAAUGCUGCGAUUCCACUUGCCUCUCAUUCAUCAAGUCAAAUCCAGAAUGCAUUCAAAGACAAAAAGGCAAAUUCCCAAGAUAAUUGGGAUAGUACCCAAUCUGAUUCAUCGAAGGAAACGGAAACAUCCGAAGAAAAUAAUGAUGAAAUUCAAAACGCAAUAAAAAAUCAGAACGUGAAUGUGAACAUGAAUAUCUUCGAUCGCAAAGACCGUCAUCGCUUUACACGCAAUCGUAACGAGCACCACAAACCAAACAUAACAGAAAAUAUUCUAUUGGUCACAGGAAAAGAAACACUAGAACAAAUUGCUAAGGAAAAAGAAUCAACAAACUGUGCAAGUAAUAAAAAGAAAAAUCAAAGAUACUCGAGCAGCUUCAUCGGAAACUCAACUAGUCACUCGAUAAAUGUUGAUAAGGAAUUUGACGAAGUGGUUGGUAAUAAUUCUAAGGUGAAGAGAACUAGCAGCGUUCACGAGGGCGAAGAUAUCACUUUGUGUUGGAUCGAGUUGACGACCAUCAAAGAGGAUAAGAUCGUUCGACCGCCGAAAAAGCUGGUUAUCCGCGAAUAUAUAAUCUCCUUUGAAAAUUCAGCAACUAUACCAGAAAAAUACCUGGAAUGUAAGAAAUUUGAGGGUGAGCUGACGGCGAACGAUCCUGAGAUUGGCCAAACAGCUCUAUUCGAGGUUAUAGACGAAGACACCAUGGUCAGCAGGAUUGUUAACUUCACUUCGGUCAGUCAUGUCGGCAAUGUCGUGGUCUGGGAACACAAAAGUGUGAAAUGCGGAGUCGGUCCGGUUGUUAGUAAAAACAUUGUAGAAUUGUCCGAUGGUUCGAAGAAUCCGAAAAAGAGAGUGGAGAUCAAAGUUAGUCCCAAAAUGCAUCAGCUGACGGCAACGAAGGCCAAGGAGGAAACUGAAGAACCUUGCACGGAUGAUUAUGAGGAAGAGGGAAGUGAAGAGAGUAGCACGAUCAAAUCCACUACUGAAUAUACUGCAGAAAUAACUACAGGUUUCGCUGGCAUUUUACCGGAACAUGACAGGGAAAUCAGUUCGAGUGAAGAAACAGUUGAACAGAGCAAGAUCGAAAGCGAGAGCGAAGAAAAUUUAUCUGGUAUUACAAAAUUGCUGGAAACAUUACCUGAUGAAGAGAUAUUUGAAAGAACUACGAUUUUUCCCAAAAUACCAACUACAAUUCAAGAAUUUUCGGAAAAAAUAGAUUGUGAGGAAAAUUCGUCAGAUCCAGUGUGCUUAAUGCAAAAGAGUGCAUCUUCUUCGGAAGAAUUAUUUCCCGAAUCAUCAUCCACCUCGGAAGCAAUCGUAACGGAGGUAGUCACUGAAACAUCACCAAUAACUUUGGUAGAUACAAAAAUGUCAGUUCCAAUUAGCAGUAGAGAAAUAAUUGCGGAAAAAGAAAUAUCUAGUGAGGAGAGAUCAGAAAAAGUCACGGAAUCGUUAUCUACAUCAAAAGAGGAAGAAGAAAUAGUUUCUAAGUUAGCUGAAAAGACAACUCCAGUCGUAUUUACGACAGGUAUUUCCGAGGAGUCUUCGAAAGUGUCUCAAUCAACGGAUAAAAUAUCUGUUGACGAGGGCAGUGCAACUACGUUAGAAACGGAAAUGACGACAAGUUAUAUCGUAAAAGAAGAUAUGGAAGAACACUUGAAGUCUAAAGAAGGCAGCGGUGAAGAUUUCAUUGAAUUGACGAGUGAAGAAUUAGAUAAAAUUAGUCAUGUUUUGUUUACAAGUGCGAGCACAGCAGUUUCAGAAGAAGUUACUAAGCAAGAUGUUACAACUGCGAUACCAUCGAUUGAAUUUACCGAAUUUGCGAAAGAAUCUGAAAAAUCUGGAAUGAUCUUGGAUAAACUAGGCGGAGAAACAGUUUCAACUGAAGGCGUAAUUAAGAACAUAAGCACCGAAUCAUCCGAAGAAGUAUACAUAGGAGGAAGUGAAGAAAGCAUGAUAUUCACAAGCGAAGAAGCGUCGUUGUUUAAAGUAAAGACUACUGAGAAAGAAGAAUUUAUUACAACAACAAUAUCGCCAACAAAGAUCAAAUCAACAACUAGCGAGUUGGAAUUGUGCGAGAAUUCCGAAGAUUGUGCAUCCGUUGCCAAUUCGGAAGCCUGCGACGAAUCUGAAAAUUGUGAUAAGACAAUCAGCAAGUCCUGCGAAUCAGAGAUAUGUUCUGAGGAAGAAAGAGAGACCGUAGAAGAGAGACUUCCGUCAAAAACGACGAAAAUUAAGUCCGUAAUUGAUUUGUCUGAGGAAUCAACAAUUGGAAGUCGGUACACGACUGUGGCGAAUGUAGCAGCGACCAUGUUGACCUCUCAAGAGAAUGAGAAUAAUUCGACGGCUAUCAAUGUUCCCACUAUCACGGACACUCGAAGAAGUACGACUACAAGUACGCCGCAACAUAAGCUGGCUUUGAAAGUCAAGGUUCUCUUGGAGCACAUUAAUGAGAACAAGGAGAAACAUAACUUGGUCGAAGUAGAGAAACAAUUAUUGCUGGAUGAGAAUCCACAACAUCAUGAUAAUCCCGAUUUGCUGGAGCAAUUAAAAUCUUUGAACGAUUCCGUUAACAUGGAAACCAUAAAUGCAUUGUUAAAUUGUACCAGCUUGGGCAAUUUGACAAAAGAUACGAAUUUUGUCAAGAAAAAACGGAGUGAUGCUGCUGACAGUAAAAGCAAAGAAUUAGAAUUUAUAAAUUCUGACUUCGAGAAUUCACUCUCAGAUCAAACUUCUGAUUACAUUGAUUUCAGAAAUGAGAAUUCCGAAUAUUCCGACUCGGAACACGAGGUACUAUCUCGAAGACGAAGACGAAGAAGUCUUGAUGAGGAAAAUCUGACUAAACAAAAUCUUUAUGAUCCCACUGAUUCUGUAACUGAUCCUUUAAACAUUUCAAGAAUUCAGAAAGAUUAUCUGAUGAAGGAAAAUAUUCAACUUUCCGCAACGACAAAUAAUCCCGAAGAGGAAACAAAUAACACUACGUAUACAGAAAAUGAAGGAAAUGUGACUACAGCAGAAGAUGAAAUUACAAUGCCUUCUACAAAGAUGAACAUCAGCGAUGAUAUUGAUUUUUCAAACGUUACGGAAUUUCAUGAUGCUAAUCUGACGAUGGAGGAUAUACGAUCUACGACUACGAAUAAACCCGAGGAGGAGACGAGUAUUAUAGCUUUAGAAUUUAUGGAAAAUGAAAAUGUAACCACUGAAAGAAAUAAAAGUACGAUGUCUUUGAUAGAGAGCAUCAAUAAUGACACAAAACUGGAAGUCGUGCGGGAAAGCUUACCAGGAAUACAGGAAGAUGUCGUAGUCGGAUUGCAACAUAUGGUGUCGCAAAUGGCGCAAAAUCAAUUAAAUUCAAUCAACAAAUCAAUUAAAGAGGUUGUUAAAACAAAUUUAAUGGAUGUUAUAGCGGACCCCAAAGAUAGUAGAGUUCACUCGAGGAGAAGAAGAGCGACCACAGAAGAACUAGGGCAUUGGUCGAAUGAAAGAAUCAAAGAAGCGCCGAUGGGUGGCAAUCUGAGAACUCUAACUGAAUUCACAUUGUACAAAGUUCUCCCUUGAAUAGAUAUAUUUGACAAGAUUAAAUUGUACUUUCUAAUGUCAAGAGAUAAUUUUAGUGAAGUUAAAAUGAAGAAUUAUAUUGUAUGCAUAAAUCUUACGGUACAUUAUAUUUAAU